AUGAUAGUAUUUGAUUUCGAAUAUUAUUAUAAAAAUCAAAAUCUAUAUUUUAUAGUUGACAGUAAUAAUAUUAAUAAUACCAAUGAUAAUAUUGAUAAUAGCUAUUUGUUUUUUAAAAUAUGGCGAAAUUGUUAUAUAAAAGAAUAUAUAUUAAAAUGUAUUUAUAUUAUUAACCAUAGAAACUUUAGUCCCAACACUCAAAUUGUAGGGUAUUGUAAAAACUAUGAAGAUAUCAAUUCAGUUAAUUGGAUGCUAAAUUUCAAUCAUGUUGGCCUGUUAUUUGAAAAAGUGAAUAGAAAUGAUAGAGACUUAACCUUUUGUCUUGGUUCAAUCGAAAAAAUAUUCUAUAUUGAAAAUUUUUAUAUCAAUUUAAUUAGAAACUAUAGAGACUAUCUAUUAAACUUUUCGGAUAGUUUAUUACUAUUAACAAUUAAAUAUGACAAUAUAAUAGCUUUUAAACUACUAUGUUCAUUAAUGACAUCACAGUAUCCAUACAGCUACUCUUUAAUAUAUAAAUCAACAAAUGGCGGCAAUGGUUGUGGCAGUAAUGGUAGCAAUAAUAACGAUAAUGAUACAACUAAUAACAGUGGAGCUGGCUUUGGUGGACUCAAUGGUGGCAUUGAAAUCCAUUUUACAAGAAAUCUAUUUGAUACAGCAUUUGAAAACUCAUCAAUUGAAAUUUUAGAGUAUAUUAAAAAGUCAAAAUCGCACAUCUAUUAUCUCUGGGACCACACUAGAUCAUUUUUAGAAUGUUUUAAGAAUGCCAAUGACUCUGUCGAUUCUGUACAGAAAAGAAACAAGCUAUGUCGAUAUUUAAUAACAAAUCAAAUGGAAAACAUCAACCUGCCAGAAAUUGUAUAUAUGGAAAAUGAAAGCAGUAAAAGUAGCAGCGGGAGUAAUACAUUAAACUCUUAUUUUAGCUUUUUCACAAACUACUUUUAUAAAGACAGCAAUAACAAUGAAAGUGAACAAUACUCGAUAGAUAAGAUUACCGUACCAUUCGUCCCAUUAACAAGACUAAUAGAACUAGACACUGAUAUACUGAUGGAUUUCAAGAUAUUAAAACCAACAUUAUUCAACUAUAGAUGUCAUGAUUUUAAUCAAUUUCUAUGUAGUCAAUAUAAAGGUUCACUAUCAUCAAUGAUUUUUAUAACAAGUAAAAAACAACAACUAUUUAUCUGUAAUUUUAUUUUAUUAUAUUUAUACAGUAAUUUAAAAACAAAUAAUGACAACAGUAGUAGCACCAAUAUUAAUAAUGACCAUAUAAUAACAUUAAUUAAAAAUAAUACCAACAAUAAUAAUAAUAAUAUUAAUAAUACUCAAUUAUUAAUUCAAUUUUUAGUUGAAAAAAUAAUAAUGAACAAUGAAUUUAAUGAUCAUUUAAAAAUAUCAAUAAUAACGGAAUAUAAACUUUAUUUAAACAAAUCAACAAACAAUAACAAUAACUAUUAUAAUAAUAAUAAUGUUAAAGAAAUUAAAGAUAUUUUAAAUAAUAAUCCGUACUGUUUUAGCAUAAUCUUUCAACUAUCGUAUGAAUAUGGUGACUCCAAUUUAUUAAAAUACUGCCUGACCCACUUCCAUAUAAAGGUGUAUUUACCAUUACGACAAAAUGUAAUACCAGAACUGUUCUGCCAAUGUACUGAUGACGUAGCCAAACAAAAGCAAUUUAUUAAAACACUUGUUGAAAAUUAUAAAUCAAUAGAAGCAAUGGUACCUAUUAGUUGGUUUUUUAUUUCAUUACUAAGGGAUGAAUAUUUCGAUCAAGUUGUUUAUUUCUACGAACUAAUGGAAGAAAAGGGUGUAAACUUAUUAUCAAAAGAAUGUUUAGAAGAAGCAGCGUAUAAUGACUCAGAAUUAAUCAUUUCAUUUUUCAUAAAGAAAUUUAAAACUCAAAUGAACCUUUGGAAGAAAAUAUUUAGAUAUUUAAACAUAAAUAUUGGUAGCAACCUAGGUGAUGACCCAUUUUCAAAUGAAAAUAGUAACAAUAAUCAAGAUGAAAUUGAAGCACAUGAAAAUAAUAUUAAAAAUAUUAUAUCAACAGUAUGGAAUAACUCAGUAACCAAAAUUGCCGCUAAAAGAAACAAUCUAUCAUUAUUACAAUUGGUUCAUAAAGAAUUACCAAAUUUAAUUAAUGAAAGUACAAUGGAAGAAGCAAUUGAUAGUCAAAACUUUAAUAUUGUAAAAUUUUUAGUCUAUAACAACUAUCCAAGUAAUACCAACUGUUUCUUAUUGGCAUGUAGAAAGAAGGAUUUUAGAACUUUAAUUUUCCUUAUGGAUAAUAAAAGUGAAGGUUGUGAUUUAUUUCAACUGUGUGAAUACAACAGUAACCUAAUCGAAUAUAUUAGAACUCAUAGAAAGAAGGAUUACGAAAGCAAUAGAUUUGGUGAUUUACAUUUAUUCGAAUCUAGAAUCAUUAGAGAAAUUGAUAGGAACCAGCCAGCCAAUAACCCUGAAGAUUCAAAUCAUCAAUAUUUAAUUAAAAUCAAUAAUAAUAGCAGUGGUAGUAAUAGUGGCAACUCUUUUAACAACAGCAACAACAAUAGUAAUAUCAAUCUUUACAAUCAAUUUAAUAUUUAUAACUACUUUAAACAACAACACCAAAAUCAAUUUCAACUUACACUAUUACAAAUUAACAAUAGCUACAACACGAUUUCUAAUAUGCAUGCUAACAAUACAACAGCCAAUAAUCUUUUAGAUCCCCAGCAACUGCAAAAUCUGAUAUCAAAUAACUAUAUACCUCCCCACCAAUAUAACAACAAUAAUAAUAACAAUAAUAAUAAUGAACUAUCAAUAGUAACAGAUGAUAUUAACCAAUGGUUCCUUAAUCUUUCAAAUUCAUUAUCAUUGUAUUGAUCCAUAAUAAAAAAAAAAAUAAAAAAAAAAUAAAAAAAUUUAUCUAUUUAUUGUUAAAGAU
Messenger RNA from Dictyostelium purpureum, 2914 nucleotides. RefSeq lists its product as uncharacterized. Lineage: Eukaryota; Evosea; Eumycetozoa; Dictyosteliales; Dictyosteliaceae. The coding region runs from base 1 to 2853 and encodes 950 amino acids. The transcript has 5 exons. The record is from RefSeq and is a predicted model, not a curated record.